Messenger RNA from Fusarium keratoplasticum, 462 nucleotides. Its product is annotated as Cofilin. NCBI's taxonomy places the organism in Eukaryota, Fungi, Ascomycota, Sordariomycetes, Hypocreales, Nectriaceae. The transcript is spliced from 5 exons. Gene Ontology annotation, cellular component: cytoplasm; actin cortical patch; actin cytoskeleton. Gene Ontology annotation, molecular function: actin filament binding. The record is from RefSeq and is a predicted model, not a curated record. The coding region runs from base 1 to 462 and encodes 153 amino acids. Gene Ontology annotation, biological process: actin filament depolymerization; cell motility; actin filament severing.
AUGUCGAUCCCUUCAGGUGUAAAAAUCCAGGACGAGUGUAUCGCUGCGGUUAACGAACUCCGGUCCCGAAGAGACGCAGACAAGCCUCGCUUCGUCAUCUUCAAAAUUUCAGAUGAUGAACGCGAUGUUGUCGUGGAGGAAGUCUCGCCAGAGGCGGACUAUGAGAUUUUUCUGACGAGACUAUCAUCUGCCGCGGAUCGCAAGGGGAAGCCCGCCCCGCGUUACGCUGCCUACGAUGUCGAAUACGACCUUGGUGACGAAGGCAAAAGAGUCUCAACUAUUUUCAUCGCCUGGGUUCCUGCUGGCACAUCGAUCAAGAACGUCAAGUCUCGCAUGCUCUACGCAAGUACAAAGGAACAACUACACAAAGCUCUCAACAUCGGAGUAUCAGUCCACGCUGACGAUCUGGAUGAUAUUGAAUGGCAUAGUGUCGUCAAGCGAGUUAGCCGAGGCAGGGCAUAG